AAUGGCUGUAGUUUAUAGAAAAAAUGUAAAUAAAUUCAAAAGAUAUGGAAUCAUGAAUCCGAUGACGCAGAUCAGAUAAAAGUUCUUAUCAGAAUUCAGUUCUGUUGCAAGAUACCGAUACACUGUAGCUCUUCAGUCUACUGAUUAAUUUAAUAGAUUAGGAGUGAGUUUUCAAAAAUGUAUUUUAUUGUUAUAGUUUUGUUAAUUAAUUUUUUAAAAUCAUCUUCGGGCAAUUUGUGUCAAGUGUGCGUGUGCUCAGGUGCAACAAUUGAUUGCAAUGGAAGAUUGAAUUCCAGCGACACAAAUAUUUUAAAAUUACUGACAAGUGAACUCACCCAGGAAAUAAUUUUAUCAAGUGACAACACGUCACUGGAAAUUUUAAAUCCUAAAGACAAAAUAGAAGAAUUUAAAAUCGUUGAUUUGUCUGAAAAUAAUUUAAAUGAAAGCGCAAUAAAUGCACUGACUAGUCUAAUUAAUUUGAAAGAACUUAAUUUUUCUUUAAAUAAUUGGAAGGCAUUAACUGCAGAUGUGUUUGAUAAUUUUUUAUCACUAUCUAAGCUCGAUUUGAGUCACAAUUUAAUAGCAGAGAUAAGCACCCGUCCGUGUAAUUUGACUCAUCUAGACUUAUCUUACAAUAGACUGAAAAUUCUAACAGCCAGACAACUAAAUUGCCCUCAGUUAAAGUUUAUAAAUUUAUCUUACAAUUUAAUAACGUCAAUAAACGGCCAAGCGUUUGUUAAUUUGAAUUCACUCAGUACAUUACUUCUCAAUAAUAAUUUCAUUCAGUCCCUGGAUAUCUUCUGUCCUUCUUUAAAAAAUCUCUCAGUCGCUCACAAUAAAUUAUCCCACCUUCCGUCAAAUCUAUCUGUCGAUUUUCUUGAUAUAAAACACAAUUUUAUCUCCACAAUCCAAACAAAUCCGACAGCCAAUCACUUAAAAUCAUUAGAUAUCAGCAGAAAUAAUUUAUCGCUCAUAAACGCGACGUUUAUUAAUUUAAAAAUCCUCAAUAUUUCUUACAAUUAUUUUUCUUCCAUCCCACCGCUUUCUGUUAAAAAUUCACCGGCUCUCGAGGAAUUUAUAAUCAGCGGCAAUCCUCUGACUAAAUUAAUUUUUAACCAGCAAAUAAAAUUGAAAAGAUUUAUCGCAAGUGAUUUAAAUAAACUGGAGAGUAUUGAUGAAGAUUCAUUUGAUCUUUUGCGAGCGCACGAUGACAGUUGUAUCAAUUUAACUAUUUCUUCAAACAAAAAUUUAAAAUCUCUGCACGACAAUGCGUUCAAAAAUCUUCAUGUCUGCUACUUGGAUUUAAGUAACAAUGGACUCGAGCGUAUUUCAAGACGAUCAGUAAAAAUAUUAAACGAAUCAAUACCCAAGUACGGGAUUAAUCUGCAAGGAAAUCCAUUGAUUUGUGACUGCGAAUCUCAAUGGAUGCUAGACGAUUUGUUACCAAAAUUAUAUGGAAUUAACUCAGCACUUCUGGCUAAUUUAAGAUGUAAUAAACCGACAGAAGUAUUCAAUGUACGGAUGGUACAUUGGUACAAAUGGAAGACAAAAGUACUCUGUAAAUCAUCUAUUAAAUUCGAGCGACUUGUUGCUAUUGAGGAUAAUACUUAUACAGUAGCGCAGAGUUCAACGAUUAUUAUUAAAUCAAGCAACAGCGCUAAGUUUAUUAUCAUCGGGGCAGCGACAGUACUGUCAUUAAUAACAAUUAUUGGUCUUACACUAUCGGAAAAAUUGGCUAAAAAACAUCGCAGACGUAACAGAAGAUUAUAA
Microplitis mediator is the source of this 1770-nucleotide messenger RNA. RefSeq names its product protein artichoke-like. NCBI's taxonomy places the organism in Eukaryota, Metazoa, Arthropoda, Insecta, Hymenoptera, Braconidae. The record is from RefSeq and is a predicted model, not a curated record. The transcript is spliced from 4 exons. Gene Ontology annotation, molecular function: protein binding. Bases 178 to 1770 code for a protein of 530 amino acids.